CUUAUUUGGAGCCCCUUCGUUUCGUCGGCUCCACCUCCGGCUCUUUUUACGCUGCCGGCCGACGCCGACGCCGAAAGCCACCGUGCCGGCCGGAAGCGCAAAGACCUACCCCGCUCGUUGUCCAGCUCAGGCCCGAGCCCUCGCUGCCGCCGUCGUCACAACCAACGGAGCCCAAAUCCAUGGAUGCUUCCUCUUCCUCCCCUAACCCUUAUCGUCGACGUCGCCCGCGCGUCUGAGGCCAAGUCCACGGGCCGAGGUACCGCGUACCCAUCCCUGCUCCCCACCAAUCUUCUCCUCCGCCAUGGAGAUCCGCCUGGGCUGAUGCCUGAUUCUACAUCUGACGCUCCGCGGGAAGCCCUUGCCCCACUGGUGGUCGGGGGAUUGUUCUGCUUUGGUUGAGGUAUUGGGCCUUGUGGAGGAAGAUUGGGGCGAAUUCCGUUGGUGUUCUUGUGGCCCUGGAGGACCUCUGACGCAUCAGUAGCGAGCCAUGGCUCCCUCUCCAGCGAUGGACGUUGAGGAGGAGGGCGCCGGCGGUGACGCCAGGAAGGUGGUGGUGAUAUCCGAGGCUGCCUGCACGAAAGCUGCCCCUCCGGUGGUCCAUCCUGAACCUGUGGAAGACGUGGGAGGUGGUACCACCGAAUGCUCGAGCUCGUUUGGCGACACCUGUUCUGGAUUUCAAGAUGUGGCAGGCGAUGGUGAACCAGAAGUGAAUUCUGUCAUGUCUGCUCGUGCCAAUGGUGGCAGGCCCUGGAAGCCGCCUAGGAAAAAGGUGACGGCUGAGUGGAGGAAUUCUAUUCGUCCAAUUCUGUGGAGAUGCCAGUGGUUAGAGUUGCGUAUGAAGGAGCUCUCAUCUCAAGUAUCAAAGUAUGACAGGGAGCUUGCCCUAAACAAGAAACAAGAACAAUUACAAGCAGCAAGCAAAGCAAAUGGUUCUAUGUCAGAAUCUAUGCUGAUUCACAAAGCUCAUGGAAACAGUAUCAUGAAGAGGAGAAAGCGGAAGAGGCAUGAAGAAAAUUUGGAUAUUCCUUUAUACAUCAAGAAGCACCAAAUAUUGUCAUACUACCAUGGUCUGACAUCCAAUAAACAAAAUAAGGGAGCUGAAGCUGAUGGUCUCUUAAUUGAUGACGAUUGUGGUAGUACAGUUCCUAUCCGAGGCGGACUUGACAGUGUUACAUUGCUUGAUUCCGAGAAUUAUGAUGUGAUUUUUGAGCAACUCUCUUUAAAGAAUAUUCUCUUGACGAUUGAUGCGGUUCAAUCUCGAGUUCAUCUGCUUCAAGGUCGUCUCAGCAAGGCUCAUUAUGAAGGAAGAAAUUUGGCAUUUUCUGAGGGCAAUACUCAUGUCAGGGUGCCUCAGAAGAGACAACAUACUCAAAAGCGCUCAUCUUAUACAGAGUGUAGAUAUACUAAACCACAGAAAAAGAAGAAUCUAAAUGUUUUGCUCAAGGAUGAUAAUGGACCAGCUCUUUCAGGGAGGCCUCCUUUGCCUGACAGAGAAACUGAUACUCAUAUAAAAGAUACAAAUAGGAUUGCUGAAGAAAGAAGUGGAGAGUGCAAACACUCGAGGGAGAAAGCCAUAACAGUGGACCUUCUCCUGGGUUUCAUUGUUUGAAUUUGGGUUGAUGCCCGUAGAGUUGCUACUUAAGCAUUGGAAUUUAAAUCCUCAUAUUAUGCACAACUGCACAAUAGGCUUUGACUUAUAAAGUCCCCUUACUAUUUCUAGUGAAAAUAGUCUGACAUUAUACUGCAUCUGAAAAAAUAGUGUAGGGAUGACCCCUUACUUGCCUACGUUUAAAUUUAAAAGCGUAAUACCCAUGUAAACAUAUGCCGUUUUUUUAUUGUUAUUUUUUUUAAAAAAGUAUAAAGAGAUUCUGUUUCCCCACAAGAACCUGGAAUUUGUAGUCAUAUGAUUAUAUCUUGGAUAGGAGGUAUGGGGCUUAGAAUUUAUUAGGAUGUUUGAUUGCUUGUAAAUCGGAUCAAUCCAGAAUUCAAUAUCUAGGGUGUGAGCAUUGGUAGAAGAUCCCUGGUGAAAUUUGCAGGUUAUAAAAUUGAAGCCACGAGGAGGGUAACGUGACAAAGCAAUUCAUUUUUAACUUUGUUGUGCAAGCAAACAAAUAUUAGUAGUUUAGUAAGUUGUGUUUCUAUAUAUGACAGUUUUGGAAGCUUAGUGAUAGUUGUGGAUCUUUGGUUAUGCCAUAUUGACUAUUUCACUGAUUUUGAACCAUUUCCCAGAAAAUGGUUAACGUAUUAGCUUCUUGGGCAAUACAUUUGCACUGGCAUUUACUUGUCUCUUUUAUUUUUGCAGAACACUGACGAUAUCCUCAUAGACAAUCAAGCAACCAGUGAUGUCUGUCAGCAGUUUAACAAGGCCAAGCAUCUGCCUUCUGGAACUUCUUCCAAAGAACAGAACAUUUCUGCUCCAGUGGAAGUGAAGAACACUUGUGCUCCAGUAAAAGUUUAUAGCACUUGUGUUCCAGUGGAAGGUGAUACCACUUGUGCUCCAGUGGAAGUAGAUAUGACUUGUGCUCUAGCAGCAGGGCAAGAAUCAUCUGUUGAGAAGUCAGCCUCAAAGGAGCCUCUCUCUUCUGGGAGCAAACAGGAGCUGAACUCUAAGAAAAAAAGGAGGAAGAAAGGCUCUUUGUUUACCAGGAAGAAGCAGAGGAACGAGCCGUCCAAAACACCUACUGCAAAGGAGAAAACUGAGGGCACGCCAUCAGCUGCAAAUACCCAAACUGAGAGCACGUCUUCUGCUGUAGCAAAGCAGAAAACCAAGGGCACAUGCUCUGCUGCAACAGGACCGCAAACCAUGACACCUCGCUCUGCUGGAAAGAAGCGCAAAUCUGUAAAUGAACCUUCAGUGAACUCAUUCUCAGCAUUGACGGAACAGAAAACUGGGAAGCCAUCCUCAGCAAUGAAGAGGAAAGAGGCAUCCAAAACACCUGCUGCAAAGGAGAAAACCGAGGGCACGCCGUCAGCUACAAAUACCCAAACAGAGAGCACGCCCUCUGCUGUAGCAAAGCAGAAAACAAAGGGCACACGCUCAGCUGCAACAGGGCUGGAAACCAUGACAGCUCGCUCUGCUGGAAAGAAGCGCAAAUCUGUAAAUGAACCUGCAGAGGCAAAGGAGCAUGGAUCUGGGAACUCAUUCUCAGCAUCGAUGGAGCAUAAAACUUGGAAGCCAUCCUCAGCAGUGAAGAAGCAGAAAACUGAAAAGUUGUCCACUGCUGCAAAGAAGCAUGGAUCUGGGAACUCAUCCUCAGAAUCGAUGGAGCAGACGAUUGGGAUGCUUUUCUCAGCAGUGAAGAGGCAGAAAACAGAAACCUCGUCCACAGCUGCAAAGAAGCAUGGAUCUGGGAACAAGUCCUCAGCAUCCAUGGAGCAGAAAACUGGGAAGCCAUCCUCAGCAGCGAAGAAGCAGAAAACUGAAACCUCAUCCACAGCUGCAAAGGAGCAUGGACCUAGGAACUCAACCUCAGCAUUGAAGGAGCAGAAAGCUGGGAAGGGAUCCUCAGCAGUGAAGAAGCUGGAAACUGAACACUCGUCUGCAGCUGCAAAUAAGCAGGAGGCUGAAAGUGCGUCCUCAGUGAAAAAGAAGCAGGCGACUGAAAGCUCAUCCUCCAAAGCGAAGAAGGCAGAGACUGCUGCGAGUGCCCCCUUGAAGCUGCAGGUUGAGAAGGCUAUGGUGGUGGCUGUAGACAGGAGAAGCCAAAGGGUCCGUAAGCCCAAAGUUUUUGCUGAAUGAAGAAGUAGAGAGACUUCCUAGGGUCCCUGAUGCAUGUGUAUGUAUCGCGUGCGCUCGCCCCAAAAUUCGGGUGGCAAUAUUUUGUUCCUAUAUAUAGGAAAUGCUGGAUCUCGCAGCCUAAGUGUACAUAUUAAGGGUGAAACCGUGAAAGCAAGUCACCCAAAUAGUAGGUAGGUCAGUAGAUCAGUAUGUUGGUUGGUUCUUUUUAACCCUCUCUCUUAGUCUCUUGGUUCUGGGGUAGCAGACUAAUAGUAUCAUGCUGUGUAGCCUCUAUAUAAAAAAGAAAAAGAACUGAGAAUUAUUGCAACUUGGUUUGCUGCA
Messenger RNA from Sorghum bicolor (sorghum), 4060 nucleotides. RefSeq names its product cell wall protein RBR3. The transcript has 5 exons. Lineage: Eukaryota; Viridiplantae; Streptophyta; Magnoliopsida; Poales; Poaceae. Bases 488 to 1609 code for a protein of 373 amino acids. The record is from RefSeq and is a predicted model, not a curated record.